AUGUACUGCUUCUGCAGAGUGCGCCUCGCUACCGCCGUUUUUGGCGCGUCCUUCUGCGCGGGCGGUGAAUUCUCCUCCGCCGCCUUCACUGGGGACGACGGCGGGGAACACGCGAAACGCGAGUCGACGCGGGCCCAACACACGGCCGACACCACAGACACCGUCUCUGCUUCCACGGCCUGCAGCCGGCCCACGAUUGACACGUAUCGCGCCAUGUCGGCGGAGGAGCUGGAGACGCUUCUGCGCACCCGCGAGCAAGAGGCCCAGCAGCUAAGAGCCGUGUACGAGAACUUUCACUACGAAGUUGACAAGACCAUGAAUCUGUCACAGGUUCACGGGAUGAUGCAGCUUAGAUCCCUGCAGAUUAGCCAUGAGGCUCUUGUGAAGCUCCGGGAGCAGCAGGAGAUGUACAGCCGUGACCACCGCCUUCUCGUCACCGUAUGUACCGUGUUUACCUUUGCGUUUUGGGUGUGGGUCCGGACGGCACUACGUCCGCUACGGGGACCUCUUUGGAGAUGA
Trypanosoma rangeli is the source of this 519-nucleotide messenger RNA. RefSeq lists its product as uncharacterized. NCBI's taxonomy places the organism in Eukaryota, Euglenozoa, Kinetoplastea, Trypanosomatida, Trypanosomatidae. The transcript has a single exon. The record is from RefSeq and is a predicted model, not a curated record. Bases 1 to 519 code for a protein of 172 amino acids.